Molecule: messenger RNA, 2157 nt
Organism: Lithohypha guttulata
Lineage: Eukaryota; Fungi; Ascomycota; Eurotiomycetes; Chaetothyriales; Trichomeriaceae
Exons: 3
Coding region: 1-2157 (718 amino acids)
Biological process (GO): DNA-templated transcription
Molecular function (GO): DNA binding; zinc ion binding
Source: RefSeq, a predicted model, not a curated record
AUGCAAGCCAAUUCUACACAUGCUGGCAACACUCUGCCUUUCGAACACAUCGCCACCGAGGGUGAGAAUGCUUGGUCGGGAGUCACGUCGACUUGGAGGAAACCCCACAACGCCGAUGUCUGGACGUCGACGUCAGGGACCUCGACUUCCGAAGUUACCUGGGAUGACUACUCCGCUCUAUUCGGCACUGACAAUCCUAUGAUCUUUGAAUAUCCCAACUUUCUAUGGCCCCUCGAGGAGCUCAAUCAAUCGAGCGAGGUUGUUCACGCGCCUGUGGAGAGAUCGCUAGACGUCGCAGUUGCUCCCACCGCCACCACCACCACCACAAUCACCAGCGGGAGCACGAAAACCCCAUACGCGAAUCAUCCGUUCAUCUACCACUUCAAGACAGGACGACCUAUCGACAUCUCCAUCAUCUGCAGCUUCCUCCAUCCUCAGCCCUGUUGGAACCAAAUCACAUCGCUUGGAAGCUUUCUUAAGGUUAUACAUCCUCAGCAGUGGGUCGUCUCCGGUGCAAUUAGAGACGGCAUAUCUGCACGGGUGUAUGGUAUGCUCUCACGACGCCUGGAGCAUUCUUAUUCUAAGACGAUACCACAGUCAUUUCCGCCCCUGGAAACCAUCCAAGUCUGCUUCCAGGCUUACCAGAGGAACUUUGCGGGUCUAUACCCCAUCAUCCAUCCUUCCACGUUGUCAGAGAGCUGGUGGACUAGCAAAGACGCUGAGAACGACAUAGGGAUCCUCUUCACAGCCAUUAUGACCCUUGGAUGCCUAGGGCUUCCAAUCCAAGAACCCCGGCAAUUCGCUAUUGAGCUCACCUACCUGAUCAGAAUCGCCAUCAACGAGAGUGCAGAGCGGGAUGAAUCUAAUCUCGAAGACAAGUGGGUUCUGAGCGCGUGGCUGCUGAUGACCGUUUUUAGUGCCUGGUCUGGUGUCAAGCGGCAUUCGGAGCUGGCUGAAGCCUUUCAUGGCGUUUUUUCUACGGUUUUUCUAAGACGAAACUUCUACAGUGCCACAACAGUGCCGGAAACGCCUGAGAUUGUGCCACCCUCGUGGAGUCCAUGGCUAGAAAAAGAACGAGAUCGCAGACUGGCUCAGGUCCAUUAUAUAGUGGAACAAGAGAUCAGCUUGUUCUAUAGUAUACCCACCACGCUAAACUUCGCUACACUACGUUGUCCUAUGCCAUGUACAGAUGAGCUCUUCCUUGCAGAGAGUGAGAAGCAGUGGCUGGCGAUCCUGGAGACUCGGAAGGAGGAAAAUUCUGUCAGUCGACGACUAAAUCCUCCUUCAUUGUCAAAUUUUUACCUCUGGUUUCAGCGUCACGACUUCUCCGAGCUCGGGUACGACGCCACACCACUGCAGAUUCGCUUGUUAUUAUGCACUAUCUCAACACAAGUGCUGCAGUACGCGCAAACGAACCGCUUCGUUCCAUCCAACGACCGAUUUGCUUCUGCCUAUAUUGGCAGAUCGAACAGUGUAUGCUCGAUGCUCCGCUUGGAGGAGCUUGAAGGUAUGCUGGGGAAAUGGAGGGCCCUUGCUUCUCGGGUCAUUUCGUCUGAUGCUCCCUCUGACAUACAACUUUGGUGCAAAUUGAUGUACCAUGUUAUUUGGCUUGAAUUAUUGAUAUGCCACGAAGACGUACAAAUCAUUGCAGGCAAAGAAGGCUACGAGAAUGGAAAGUCAUUACUCGCACAUCUACGCUGGUGGACACAAUCCUCACUUGCCCGUAGAGCAAUCUUCCAUGCAGGCCGGAUCUUCAAGAUUGUUCGACAGAGUUCCCGUGAUUUGGUGCGGCCGCUUUGGUGGCCUCUGGCUGUGUCCCGCGCGGCUUUGGUUCUAUGGUGCUACACCAUGGGAUCCAUGUUGGCAGGUAACAAACCAGCAUUGUUGGACGGAUCUAUACCGAGUGGUGGCUCGCCUGUGCCACUCUACACCUCAGACGACGAUGACUUUGCCCCACACAUGCCAGGUAUUCAUGGUUACGAAGAUAUGGCGUCUAUUCCAGACGUCCACGGUCAACUUGUCCCGCUUUGCCAGAUUUCACCUUUCUUUGAUGUGUGUAUUCAACACCUCGAUCCAGGCAGAAGUCUCAACGCUCCUAUUCGCGACAGCGUGCAUCGUUUUCUCGAAGACGUGAAGAAGUCUGGGAUGCCAUAUUGA